This is a messenger RNA of Lytechinus pictus (painted urchin), 1185 nucleotides long. RefSeq lists its product as uncharacterized. Bases 1 to 1185 code for a protein of 394 amino acids. Lineage: Eukaryota; Metazoa; Echinodermata; Echinoidea; Temnopleuroida; Toxopneustidae. The transcript has a single exon. The record is from RefSeq and is a predicted model, not a curated record.
AUGGUUGCCCAGAUUGAUAGCCCACUGAUCAUGGUUGCCCAAAUUGAUAGCCCACUGAUCAUGGUUGACCAGAUUGAUAUCCCACUGAUCAUGGUUGACCAGAUUGAUAGCCCACUGAUCAUGGUUGACCAGAUUGAUAGCCCACUGAUCAUGGUUGACCAGAUUGAUAGCCCACUGAUCAUGGUUGACCAGAUCGAUAGCCCACUGAUCAUGGUUGCCCAGAUUGAUAGCCCACUGAUCAUGGUUGACCAGAUUGAUAGCCCACUGAUCAUGGUUGACCAGAUUGAUAGCCCACUGAUCAUGGUUGACCAGAUUGAUAGCCCACUGAUCAUGGUUGCCCAGAUCGAUAGCCCACUGAUCAUGGUUGACCAGAUUGAUAGCCCACUGAUCAUGGUUGACCAGAUCGAUAUCCCACUGAUCAUGGUUGCCCAGAUCGAUAGCCCACUGAUCAUGGUUGACCAGAUUGAUAGCCCACUGAUCAUGGUUGACCAGAUCGAUAGCCCACUGAUCAUGGUUGACCAGAUUGAUAGCCCACUGAUCAUGGUUGCCCAGAUUGAUAGCCCACUGAUCAUGGUUGACCAGAUUGAUAUCCCACUGAUCAUGGUUGACCAGAUUGAUAGCCCACUGAUCAUGGUUGCCCAGAUUGAUAGCCCACUGAUCAUGGUUGCCCAAAUUGAUAGCCCACUGAUCAUGGUUGACCAGAUUGAUAGCCCACUGAUCAUGGUUGACCAGAUUGAUAGCCCACUGAUCAUGGUUGACCAGAUUGAUAGCCCACUGAUCAUGGUUGCCCAGAUUGAUAGCCCACUGAUCAUGGUUGCCCAGAUUGAUAGCCCACUGAUCAUGGUUGCCCAGAUUGAUAGCCCACUGAUCAUGGUUGACCAGAUUGAUAGCCCACUGAUCAUCGUUGCCCAGAUUGAUAGCCCACUGAUCAUGGUUGCCCAGAUUGAUAGCCCACUGAUCAUGGUUGCCCAAAUUGAUAGCCCACUGAUCAUGGUUGCCCAGAUUGAUAGCCCACUGAUCAUGGUUGACCAGAUUGAUAGCCCACUGAUCAUGGUUGCCCAGAUUGAUAGCCCACUGAUCAUGGUUGCCCAGAUUGAUAGCCCACUGAUCAUGGUUGCCCAAAUUGAUAGCCCACUGAUCAUGGUUGCCCUACGAAGACUAUAUAGAAUACAGGUAGUAUGCUAA